ACCAUCCAAGAGAGUAUUUGAGUUUGGGUUCUUACUCUUCUUUCUCUGCCAGAAUUUUACUUGUUUCGGUUCUGUCGAGGUGUUCCUCGCCAAGCAAAAUAGUAUCAUAUAAAUUGCAUCUAAAGGUUCUGGAUCUGACUGUAAAUUAGGUUUUUUUUCUUAUAUCUGGAAUAGAAUGAAAUCUGUAGUCAAUGAUUGUUGAAUUUCUGUUGUUUGGAUUAAUGGGUUCUGUUUCUUGAUGCCUGAAGUCAUCAUUUGGGGUUUAAAGUUUUGGUCUUUUCUGCUUCAUGUGCAAUGAAUUAGAGCUUACAUUUCGAGUUUGGAGUAGAACUGCUAUUGUACAAUCAGGGUUUUGGGUUUUUUGAGUUUGAGAAUUUCUGCCAUGGUUGGUAGUCCUGGAGAAUCAUCUGAAUCUGGGUCUAUUGUAUCUAAUUCUCACUCGUUGAAAAAUGGGGGUUUGCAUGAUGACGAUGGUUGUCCUAGGCAAGUGUCACCAAUUAGAAUCAGUGGGUCGAGGAAUACAAGUCCUAUCGGUUGUGUUGGAUCAAGGAAUACUAGCCCUUCUCGCCAAAAGGUGAUUAAGACCAAGCCCCGUGGUUUAGAUGAGGAAACGGUAGCUACAUUUGGUAAGGUUGUUCACCCAGAUGUUCAAAUGGAGGAUAACAUAUGGGCAAUGUUGCCUGAGGAUCUGUUGAACGAGAUUUUAUUAAGGGUUCCUCCGUUUAUGAUCUUUCGUCUUCGUUCAGUUUGUAAAAGGUGGAAUUCAAUUCUCCAAGAUAGUUGUUUUCUUAAAUUUCACUCACAAGUGCCCUCUCAUGGGCCUUGUCUUUUGACAUUUUGGAAGAACUUGCAGACCCCACAAUGUUCAGUUUUCAGCUUGCCCCUGAAAGCUUGGUAUAGAAUUCCGUUUACAUUUUUGCCACAGUGGGCAUUUUGGUUGGUUGGUUCUUCAGGAGGCCUUGUUUGUUUUUCUGGACUUGAUGGGCUAACUUUCAAAACUUUAGUUUGUAAUCCGCUCACGCAAACUUGGAGAACAUUACCAGGCAUGCAUUAUAAUCAGCAAAGGCAGUUGAUAAUGGUUGUGGAUAGAAUAGACCGCUCAUUCAAAGUGAUAGCCACUGGUGAUAUUUUUGGGGACAGGUCAUUGCCUACUGAAGUGUAUGAUUCAAAACUUGACAGAUGGUCGCUUCACCAGAUAAUGCCUGCAGUCAACCUUUGCUCCUCAAAGAUGGCAUAUUGUGACUCUAGAUUGUACCUGGAAACCCUUUCACCGCUUGGUUUGAUGAUGUAUAGGCUUGACCCUGGUUACUGGGAACACAUUCCAGCAAGAUUUCCCAGGUCCUUGCUGGAUGGAUAUCUGGUAGCCGGCACUCAGAAGCGUCUGUUUUUGGUUGGAAGGAUUGGCCUUUAUAGUACUCUUCAGAGUAUGAGAAUUUGGGAAUUAGAUCAUGCUAAGAUUACAUGGGUGGAGAUUAGUAGGAUGCCACCAAAGUAUUUUCGAGCUCUGUUGAGGUUAUCAGCUGAAAGAUUCGAGUGCGUUGGUCAGGACAACUUGAUUUGCUUUACAUCUUGGAAUCAAGGAAAAGGUCUUCUAUAUGAUGUGGAUAAGAAGGUCUGGUCUUGGAUUCCUGGAUGUGCUCUUCAAUCAUACAACAGCCAGGUCUGUUUCUAUGAGCCAAGAUUUGAUGCGUCCAUCUAUUGAGCUGGAAAUCUUGCUUGCUCUCAAUGCCCUGCUCUUUCUUCAGAACAUUCAAUAACUAGGCCUUGUUCUAUUGGCUGAUUGUGACUGGUGAGUUCAGUUCCUCUGGCUUUGCAUGCUAAAUUGUAAUUAUUCGUCGACCUAGGAAUCAUUUCACAUCACUGAGUUUUCUUAUCAGCUAACGAUUGUAUGACUUGGAAUCAAGAUUCUAUGAUGCCUUUGGCUUGAGCAGUGUCGACCUAGGAAUCAUUUCAUAUCACUGAGUUUUCUUGUCUGCUAACGAUUGUAUGACUUGGAAUCAAGAUUCUAUGAUACCUUUGGCUUGAGCAGUGCUGCACUCAAGUCGUUUGGAUAGGUACUUAAUGGAUAAUGAUAUCUUGGAGAAAAUUUGUAAGA
Messenger RNA from Populus euphratica (Euphrates poplar), 2095 nucleotides. Its product is annotated as F-box/kelch-repeat protein At5g15710. The record is from RefSeq and is a predicted model, not a curated record. Lineage: Eukaryota; Viridiplantae; Streptophyta; Magnoliopsida; Malpighiales; Salicaceae. Bases 383 to 1702 code for a protein of 439 amino acids. Gene Ontology annotation, molecular function: protein binding. The transcript is spliced from 2 exons.